Messenger RNA from Striga asiatica, 1377 nucleotides. The record is from the annotation of a GenBank genome assembly. NCBI's taxonomy places the organism in Eukaryota, Viridiplantae, Streptophyta, Magnoliopsida, Lamiales, Orobanchaceae.
GCCAUUUUCACUCUGCUUCUUCGCUCUUCCAACUUUCGGUUGCACCCCUAAACCCCCGAAUCUUAAUCGAAGAGGUUAAAGUGACGGCGCCGCGGCUGUCCGCCUUGACCUAGCCUCAGCCGCUGCGUCUUGGCCCUCAUUUUUGCAUCUCUUUCUUUCGCUUCUAGGGUUUUUUUAUAGUUCUGUAAAUUAUACUUCGCUGUAACUGAUAGAAAUGGCGCCAAAGGUUACCAAGGCCGAGAAGAAGAUUGCUUACGACUCGAAGCUAUGCCAGUUGCUCGAUGAGUACACGCAGGUUCUGGUGGCGGCCGCGGACAACGUUGGCUCGAACCAGCUCCAGAACAUACGGAGAGGGCUGAGGGGCGACUCUGUGGUGCUCAUGGGAAAGAACACGAUGAUGAAGAGGUCCAUCCGUAUCCAUUCGGAGAAGACGGGGAACAAGGCGAUUCUCAAUAUCAUUCCUCUCCUAGUCGGGAAUGUUGGGCUGAUCUUCACCAAGGGUGACCUCAAGGAAGUCAGUGAGGAAGUUGCUAAGUACAAGGUUGGAGCACCAGCUCGUGUCGGUUUGGUUGCUCCAAUUGAUGUCGUCGUGCCACCUGGCAACACCGGUCUCGACCCAUCACAAACUUCCUUUUUCCAGGUCCUCAACAUCCCAACCAAGAUUAACAAGGGUACAGUCGAAAUCAUAACCCCAGUCGAGCUCAUCAAGAAGGGCGAAAAGGUGGGCUCCUCUGAAGCUGCCCUCCUUGCCAAGCUCGGUAUCAGGCCCUUCUCAUACGGGCUUGUUGUCAUCUCUGUUUAUGACAAUGGGUCUGUGUUCAGCCCAGAAGUUCUCGACUUGACUGAAGAUGAUCUUAUUGAGAAAUUUGCUUUGGGUGUCACAAUGGUCACCUCACUUUCACUCGCCAUCUCUUACCCUACACUUGCUGCAGCUCCUCACAUGUUUAUCAAUGGUUACAAGAAUGUGUUGGCUUUUGCUGUGGCCACCGAUUAUUCUUUCCCACAGGCUGACAAAGUCAAAGAAUAUCUUGCAGAUCCGAGCAAGUUUGCUGUGGUGUCGACACCUGUUGUUUCGGCCGAUGGUGGUGCCGCCCUUGCUAGUGGUGGUGCCUCCAAGGAGGAGGAGAAGAAAGAGGAGCCUGCUGAGGAGUCGGAUGAUGAUAUGGGUUUUAGCCUUUUUGAUUAAUCAAGAUUGUUAUUCGGUUGCAGUUGAACAAAGCUUCGUUUUUAUGGACUUCAUUGCUCGGUUGUUUGUUUAUUGUUUCUAGUUUGGCGCUUGUUUUGUGUUUAGCAAGUUGUUUUUGUUGAUUUUCAUGGCUUUUCUUCUCGAUCUUGGCGGACUGUUAAAGCAAAAACAAUUUNAAUUAGAUUUUGUUU